This is a messenger RNA of Chanos chanos (milkfish), 1545 nucleotides long. It is a transcript of the gene chrm1b, whose product is annotated as cholinergic receptor, muscarinic 1b. The transcript has a single exon. Gene Ontology annotation, molecular function: G protein-coupled acetylcholine receptor activity; G protein-coupled serotonin receptor activity. The coding region runs from base 1 to 1545 and encodes 514 amino acids. The record is from RefSeq and is a predicted model, not a curated record. Lineage: Eukaryota; Metazoa; Chordata; Actinopteri; Gonorynchiformes; Chanidae. Gene Ontology annotation, cellular component: dendrite; synapse; plasma membrane. Gene Ontology annotation, biological process: G protein-coupled receptor signaling pathway, coupled to cyclic nucleotide second messenger; chemical synaptic transmission; adenylate cyclase-inhibiting G protein-coupled acetylcholine receptor signaling pathway.
AUGAACUACACUUGUGUCUCCCAAGCAACAAACCUGACUAUGGAUCCACUCGGGGGUCAUCAGAUUUGGGAGGUGGUCCUGAUUGUACUCGUAACUGGACCUCUCUCCCUUGUCACCAUCCUGGGUAACCUCCUGGUGUUCAUCUCCUUUCGAGUCAACGCACAGCUGCGUACGGUCAGCAACUACUUCCUGCUGAGCUUGGCUGUGGCGGACCUGACCUUGGGUAUCGUGUCCAUGAAUCUCUACACAGCUUACAUCAUCCUGAAUCGCUGGCCGCUUGGCCAGUUGGCCUGUGAUCUGUGGCUGGCCCUGGAUUAUGUGGCUAGUAACGCCUCAGUAAUGAACCUCUUACUCAUCAGUUUUGACCGCUAUUUUUCUGUAACGCGCCCGUUAACUUACAGAGCCAAGCGGACAACCAAGAGAGCCGCUGUGAUGAUAGCUCUGGCCUGGGUGGUGUCCUUUGUGCUCUGGGGCCCUGCUAUUUUGUUUUGGCCUCACGUAGUUGGCCGUUCAUCCGAAGAUGAAGAGGUGGUCCAGAAUUGUUCUAUUCCUUUCCUGAAUGAACCCGUGCUAACGUUUGGUACAGCCAUUGCGGCAUUUUACCUUCCUGUCAGCAUCAUGAUCAUCUUGUACUGGAGAAUAUACUGGGAGAUUGAGAACAGGUCCAAAGGAUUUGCUGGAUUUAUGGGGUCUAAUAACACUGGAGAGGCUAGUUCUGAUGGAUCCACAAGGCAAUCUGUAUACUCAAACAGUGGCCCUUCACCCUCAAGAGAGAUGCAUGCUGGGAAAGGCCAUCAGCAGAGCUGGAAGGGACCAGUUGGAUGUUUCCCCAAGAGGCAGAAACUGUCUCCACUGGUUGUAAAUAGAAAAGCAGCCAAGCUGUCGCAAAUAGUAGGCGAGAACUAUAGGGAGGCAUGCAGCACCAGCAGCUGGAACGUCGAUGAGGAAGAUGACGACGAUGAUGGUGCCAUGUCCACGUCCACAGAAGAAGAGCAAGAGCAGAGUAUGAAGGGCUCAGGCUUAGGAGCAUCUAAUCCCGUAGUCAUCAGGCUACGAGAUCUACAAGAAGGGAAAUUUGAGGGGAGUCAUGGGACCCACUUGUCAACAUCUAGAGCAGCAGAUCCGAAAGACAGUCCACCCUGCAGAGGCUCCUCCUUCAAAAAAUGUUCCAAAUCUUUGGACCUCAGCCUCCGAAAGAUGUCAAAAGCCAAACAGGGGGCAAACAUGAUCAUCAGGGAAAAAAAAGCUGCUCGAACCCUUAGCGCCAUCCUGCUCGCGUUCAUUAUCACGUGGACGCCGUACAACAUCAUGGUGCUGGCGUCGAUCUCCUACUGCAUCCCCGACAAGCUGUGGCAAUUAGGAUACUGGCUCUGUUACGUCAACAGCACCAUCAAUCCUGUCUGCUACGCUCUGUGUAACAAGUCCUUCAGAGUCACCUUCAAGAGGCUUCUGCUUUGUCGGUACGGAAACAGGAGGAAGUGGCAGAGCAGUCGCCACGGUUACCAUGCAUCUGUGAGGCUUCAGAAGUCGUGCAGUAUGAUAUGA